AUGGUCUACAUUCGCCAUAGCGAGCUGCCGGCGCUGCGCGAGUACAAGUACUCGUCGGUGGACCGAUCGCUCGUGUCCAAGUACAUCCUGAAGCCAUUCUACACAAACUUUGUCAUCCACCUGUUCCCGAUGACCAUGGCACCCAACAUGAUAACGCUGACGGGGUUCGUGUUUGUGGUGGUGAAUUUCCUGACGCUGCUGUGGUACAACCCGACGCUGGACCAGGACUGCCCGCCGUGGGUGUACUUUAGCUGGGCGAUCGGCUUGUUUCUCUACCAGACGUUUGAUGCCGUCGAUGGCGCGCAGGCUCGUCGCACCAAGCAAUCCGGUCCCCUUGGCGAACUCUUUGACCAUGGCGUCGACGCCCUCAACACCUCCCUCGAAGUCCUCAUCUUUGCCGCCUCCCAGAACAUGGGCCAAGGAUGGAAGACGGUCGCCACACUCUUCGCCUCCCUUCUCACCUUUUACGUCCAAACCUGGGAUGAGUACCACACCAAGACACUCACGCUCGGCAUCGUCAACGGCCCCGUCGAAGGCGUCCUCAUCCUCGUCUUGGUCUACGCCCUGACCGGCUUCCUCGGCGGCGCCCACGUCUGGCAGCAGAGUAUGCUGCGAGCUUUCGGCUUCCCCGACAACAUGGGCAUCCCCAUGUCCAUCUACAACCUGUCCUUUACUGAGUGGUACCUGGUGCAGGGCACCAUUGUGCUCGUCUUCAACACGGUCGAGUCGUCGCUCAAUGUGAUGCGCGCGCGUCGUGCCCGCGGCGAGAACUCGCGCGGCGCCCUCAUCGGUCUUGGCCCCAUUUUUGCCGUCUGGUUCCUCGUCGUCUCGUAUCUCAAGCAGCAGCCCGUCAUCCUCCGCAAUCACCUGGUUCCGUUUGCCAUUUUUGUCGGUCUCGUCAACGCCUACUCGGUCGGCCGUAUGAUUACAGCGCAUCUCCUCAAGCAGGACUUUCCUUAUUACAAUGUGCUUGGCGCGCUGCUCAUGAUUGGCGUUGCGGACUCGAUGGGGCCUGUUCUUGCGGAUCGCUUUGGUUUUGGCUGGCCCAGCGCCCUCGGCGACGGCCCUUACCAGGUUGCCUACGUGUUCUUCAUGCUCGGCACAGCGUUUGGCGUCUAUGGCAGCUUUGUGGUCGAUGUGAUUGUCACCAUUUGUGAUUACCUUGAUAUUUGGUGCCUGACUAUCAAGUAUCACCACGUCGAGGACGAUGCUGUCACCAAGGCUCCUGAGCCUGCGUGGUCCAAGACGCAAAAGACGCAUUAA
Messenger RNA from Beauveria bassiana ARSEF 2860, 1263 nucleotides. Its product is annotated as CDP-alcohol phosphatidyltransferase. The record is from RefSeq and is a predicted model, not a curated record. Bases 1 to 1263 code for a protein of 420 amino acids. Gene Ontology annotation, molecular function: phosphotransferase activity, for other substituted phosphate groups. NCBI's taxonomy places the organism in Eukaryota, Fungi, Ascomycota, Sordariomycetes, Hypocreales, Cordycipitaceae. The transcript is spliced from 3 exons. Gene Ontology annotation, cellular component: membrane. Gene Ontology annotation, biological process: phospholipid biosynthetic process.